This is a messenger RNA of Ochotona curzoniae (black-lipped pika), 1707 nucleotides long. It is a transcript of the gene SPINDOC, whose product is annotated as spindlin interactor and repressor of chromatin binding. NCBI's taxonomy places the organism in Eukaryota, Metazoa, Chordata, Mammalia, Lagomorpha, Ochotonidae. The transcript has 6 exons. Gene Ontology annotation, biological process: negative regulation of DNA-templated transcription. Bases 70 to 1203 code for a protein of 377 amino acids. The record is from RefSeq and is a predicted model, not a curated record.
CGUGGGCCGGGCGCGGGCGGGAGGCCUGCGCGCCCGGCAUCCAGUCACCGCGCUCGCCCGGGCCGCGCCAUGGCCUUGGGGGCCGAGGGCUCGGCGCUCGACUGCUUCGAGGUGAAGCUCAAAAGCGAAGACGACGAGGAGGACGACGAUGAGGCGGUGGUCGUGGCCGUGAUCCCCCGGCCCGAGCCGAGGCUCAGAGUCACCCAGCGGGAGAAGACCCCUCCGCCACGGCCCAGCCUGCUGGAGGCUGGCUGCGAGGAGCCGAGGCAGCAGGUGUCCUGGGAGCAGGAGUUCCUGGUGGGCAACAGCCCAGGAGGCAGCGGGCGGGCGCUGUGCAUGGUGUGUGGCGCCGAGAUCCGGGCUCCCUCUGCUGACACGGCCCGGGCACACAUUCUGGAGCAGCACCCUCACACCCUGGACUUGAGCCCUUCUGAAAAGGGCAACAUCCUGGAGGCCUGGGGCGAGGGAGUGGCCCUGCUGCAGGAUGUUGGCGCGGAGCAGCCCUCUCUGCCCACUUCCCACUCAGGGCGGGACGCGCCGCCGGACCAGGCCUCCUUCCCGGACCCUGCUGAGACACCAGCAGAGAUCGUGGUCCUGCUUGAUCCCGAGGACAACACGAUACUCCCUCGGAGGGUCCGGCCCAGGGGACUGCGCCCCCUCGAGCUUCCUGCAGCCCCCAUCGCUGAGCCAGCGAGCAAGAAGCCCAGGGGACUGAGGUGGAAGGAGCCAGCCGGGGAGGAGCCGGUCCGGAAGAAGAGAGGCAGAGCCGUGACCAAAAGCCCAGACCCAGACCCCCCAUCGCCCGAAUCACCCACUGAGACGUUCGCAGCACCGGCCGAGGUCCGACACUUCACCGACGGCAGCUUUCCCCCCGGCUUCGUCCUUCAGCUGUUCUCCCACACGCAGCUCAGAGCUGCCGACGCCAAGGACUCGCCUCAGCAGUGCCGGACGGCGGGGGCUGGCCUUGCCCAGCCGGAGGAUCUCUCUCCAGCUCCCCCACCGGGGCUCCGCGGGACACUGGAUCUCCAGGUUAUCCGCGUGCGGAUGGAGGAACCUCCGGCCGUCAGCCUCCUGCAAGACUGGUCCAAGCGCCCCCAGGGCUCUAAGGCUGUGGGAGCAGGUGACACUGCAGACUGGCCCACAGUUCUAUCAGGACCCAGCGCUGCUGGGCCAGGGCAGCCAGAGGCGGGGGGUGGGGUGUAAAUUCUUGCUUUCCUGGGGCGGGUGGGAGGGCAGACACGGUGUCCCGCCUUUGGCUUAUAACUUGGAGCAGUCCAGCUUGAUCGUCUGUUGGGCAGUAUCUGCUGGAACCUUGGGGCGCUGGAAAAUGUCAACCCCGGGUGUCGGAGGCUGUUGUACAGUAGGGCACUGGGCCUGUGGAGAACACUCACCCCAUCCUUUGCUGACCCGCACCUCCGUCCCCACCUCCUCCCGCCCUCUGGCUCCCCACCCUUCUCCCCCGGCACAGUGCCUUACACAGAGGAGGUGGUCAGAACGGGGUUGAGCCGAGUCCCACUACCUCGGGGGGCACCUCUCCUCCCCCACUCGUUCAGGCUCCUGAGCCAGGAGACCCUCAUUACCUCUUCCCACUUCAUCCCUGCACGGGCCCGGCACCGCCUGGGGCUCUGGUCACUCCCCUUACCUUGUUCACCUGUUCUGUUGUAUAUAUAUCGCCUUUGUUGACAAUAAAUUAUUUUUUUUUAUUAA